AUGAACUGUUAUCAAUACAAGAUUGUGUGUCAGGUUAAGUUCGAAGUGUUGACUCUCACCAAUCAUAUUCAAGUUCUCACUCUUCAAAAUCUGCAAAAAGGUGCUCAAGCCACGGAUUUUAGUGCUCAGUAUACAGAGAAACUGAGGUUCCUUCAAGACUUGCUAAUUUCCAAUAAUAUCCGUCCGGAGAAUUUCAAUUUGACUGAUUUUGCGGCAGAAUGUCUCCGCAAUGCCGAUAUUCAAAUGCACAGCUACAUCAACUCAUGCAAUGCACUCGCUCCGGGAAAUGUUCAACAGCAAUAA
This is a messenger RNA of Caenorhabditis remanei, 303 nucleotides long. RefSeq lists its product as uncharacterized. Lineage: Eukaryota; Metazoa; Nematoda; Chromadorea; Rhabditida; Rhabditidae. The transcript has 3 exons. The record is from RefSeq and is a predicted model, not a curated record. The coding region runs from base 1 to 303 and encodes 100 amino acids.